Messenger RNA from Diachasma alloeum, 1511 nucleotides. It is a transcript of the gene Fitm, whose product is annotated as fat storage-inducing transmembrane protein. Gene Ontology annotation, biological process: phospholipid biosynthetic process; lipid droplet organization; lipid storage. Gene Ontology annotation, cellular component: endoplasmic reticulum membrane. The transcript has a single exon. The coding region runs from base 194 to 1342 and encodes 382 amino acids. NCBI's taxonomy places the organism in Eukaryota, Metazoa, Arthropoda, Insecta, Hymenoptera, Braconidae. The record is from RefSeq and is a predicted model, not a curated record.
CGUCCUAUGUAUAACCUCGACCCCCCAGUAAACGACUCUCUCCGCGCCGUGGCGUACCGCGUGUGCUCUCUCCGGGAUCUCCUCCAGCCUCGAAAAAAGCUCUCGCACCUCCCCACGACCCCUGACCCUCCGAUGGUCCCGAGUGACUUCCCCCAGGUCUCCGCCUCUCUUUAACCAGUGAAAAACCUCCGUGAUGGCACCAGCGCGAAGACGACCCCUGCACCCUGGCUCGCCGAGUGGUUCCCCUGGGAGUAGCUUCCGCUCGUCGCGCCUGAACUUCCGGCCGACCUCGGGCAUGCAGGAGGACCGGGGCGGCACCAAGCCCACGACCACCCCGAGCUCGAUAGGUCUCGUCCUGAUGACGAUGCUCCUCCACAUCUGCAAGAAGUCCUUGCUGUUUGAUCCCCGCCUCAAGGUCACCAUCUACUGCGGCGCGAUAUUUGUCGUCUCGCUGGUGGCCGACCUGGCCCCGCCCCCGAAGACGUACCUGGCGAGGUCGGACAACGUCUUCAACAGGUUCUUCGUCAAGUGGGGGUGGGGGUGGCUGCUGACGGUGUUGGUGCCCUGGGUGCUGCUGACGGGGUACACGAUAGGCUGUGGGAAGAGGUCGAUCGUCGUGAGGCACCUCCUGAGGGUCGUCGUGGCGAGCUUCUUCUGGUUCGCCUGGACCAAGCUCUUCCUCCACGUGGAGAACACCUACGGCAGGUGCCUGGGGACGAGGGAGAACGACCUCCAGAGGAAGACGAGCUGCCUCAGGGCGGGCAAGUUCUGGAGUGGCUUCGACAUAUCCGGACACACCUUCAUCCUCAUCUACUCCAGUCUCAUCCUCGCGGAGGAGGGGGCAGCCCUCGUGGGCUGGGAGGGCAUCAACGACAUGGUCCUCAAGGAGGAGCACUCCAGGUGUGUUCAGGAGAGGAGUGCGAGCCCCCUGAAGGAGCUGACGGACAACGAACUCGAGUUCCUGAAGAUGACGCACAGGGGGCUGAGCCCUUAUGUCAGGGGACUCUUCGUGGGGAUGACGCUCCAGCAGGUGCUGUGGGACGUCAUGGUUGUGUCCACCAUGCUUUAUUAUCACACGAUGAUCGAGAAGUUCGUCGGGGGCAUCAUCGCGGUGCUGAUGUGGUUCGUCACCUACAGGUGGUGGUUCACUCUGAGUCAGGGGGGGCUCCUGCUGCCGGGGGAUGGGGUCUUCAAGUAUAAUGAGAAUAGGAGGACUGCCGGGGCCGGGAGGACGAGGAGGAAUACACUGAAUGGGGUGGGACCGAGCUUCAUGGGGAUGCCUCUGAGGACCGCGCAGAGGGAGGAGGGUAGGGGGACUGGGAAUGGAGGGGGCUCUCGGUGAAAAUUAGAGGUUUGCGGUGGGACGGCUUUUUCAGGGAAUUUUUUGGAAUUCUAUUGCUGUUCUAUUAGGAGUCUAUGAGCGAAGCAGUAAAACAGGUGAAAAAAUUCAAGAGAAAAACGACGAAUUUUUUGGAAAAUUCUAUUAGAUUUCUAUUGAACUUUCUAUUACU